AUGAAUUCUAAUUCAAAGAAUUUUGAUGUAUUGAAAGAUAUGACAUGUGAAGUACAUUAAGGUAAGAAAGUGACUUCUGUAAUGUUCGAAUAAAGUAAAUCAAUAAGUUUAUAAUAAUGUUUCUAAUGUGAUCAAUGUUGUAUUAAUAACCCCAAACUCCAAAGAAUGACAUUAGAGAACUUGAUAAAUUAUUGCAAUAAAAAAAAAGAAUAAAAUUUCAAUGAGAGACUUUAUAUUUUAUUAGAAAUAUAUAACAAGUCUAUAGAUAAUUUAAAGACGCUUACUUAAAAUUUAGAGAAAGAAGUUCUAAAUUUGAUAAAAUAAGUAGAUAAAUAUUUAGAUUAAAAACUAUUUGAUAUUUAUAAGUUAGUUGCAUCGUAAGAAUUAUACAUGCACAUCAACCAUUAGAGAUUGACAGAUGACAAUGAAGAGCUAUUUAAAAAAUAAAUAAAUGAGGAUUUUAAUAAGUAGAUAUUACAAAAAAUAGAACCAUUCAAGGAUUUUAAUGAAUACCCAAAAUUUGAAAAAGAAUUCGAUAAUUUUUUAUUGAAGUUGAAUGAAAAGAAAUAAUAAGAAUAAGGUUUCUAAACAGUUGGUUACCCUAUAACUUAACCAGAAGUUUGUUAUUCAAUAGAUUUCAAUAAUACUAAUAAUCUUAUGAUUUCAGGAUGUAAUAAUAAUAUAAGAGUUUGGGAGUUUAAUGCUGGAAAAAUGAAUUAAAUUCAUAACAUUGAAGCUCAUUCAAGUUAAGUCACUUAUUUAUUAUUCAGUAAAAUUUAAAAUAAUUUCAUUUCUGGUUCUUCAGAAGGAAGCUUGAAGUGUUGGAGUAUUAAAAAUAAUAAAUAAUUGGAAUCUUCAGAUACUUAUGAAUAUCAUCCUAAAGGGAUAAGCUGUAUAAUUACGAAUAAAUCAGAAAAUUUGCUUUUCACAGGGGAUAUGGAAUAAAAUAUCUUAAUUUGGGAAGCCAACUUUAGUUUAAAGUAACUACAAUUUUUGACUUCAUUAGUUUCACACUAAAAUCGUAUAUUUGGAUUAAGUUUGAAUGAAUCAGAAACUAUUUUAGCUUCUUGUAGUUAUGAUAAACAAAUCAUAAUUUGGAGGAAAAUAUCAAACUAACAAUGGUAAUUUGAAAGAAAUAUUAACUAAUAUUAUUCAGAAUUUGGAAUAAGAAUUAAAUUUAUUAGUAAUGAUCGAUUAAUAUGGAUACCUGGGAGUAGGGAGAGUUAGGAUUGUUUAUUUGAUAUUCAACUUGAUGAUAAAAAUGUUUUAAAAUAAUUAUAAAAAUAAGAGUUAUCUAAGUGUUAAAAUACUAUUGAUGGAGUUUAUUUUCCUAUUGUUUGUCUGAAGGUUAACGGAUAAAAUAUAAUUAUUGUCAAACAUAAAUUAACUAUUUAUCUAUUCAAAGUAACAAAGAAAGGCGAUUUAAGUAUUGUCGCCUUAUGGAUAUAAAAAUCUGCAGAUUUCUUUGGAGCAGUCACAAAUGAUGGAUAAUAUAUGGUUAUUUGGGAAUAAUCUGAACAGAGAUAUUAAAUUUAUAAAAUUGUUAUUUGA
Paramecium sonneborni is the source of this 1551-nucleotide messenger RNA. The record is from the annotation of a GenBank genome assembly. Lineage: Eukaryota; Ciliophora; Oligohymenophorea; Peniculida; Parameciidae.